Molecule: messenger RNA, 3556 nt
Organism: Nelumbo nucifera (sacred lotus)
Lineage: Eukaryota; Viridiplantae; Streptophyta; Magnoliopsida; Proteales; Nelumbonaceae
Product: presequence protease 2, chloroplastic/mitochondrial
Biological process (GO): protein processing
Cellular component (GO): chloroplast; mitochondrion
Molecular function (GO): metalloendopeptidase activity; metal ion binding
Source: RefSeq, a predicted model, not a curated record
AGUUGCAAAGAAAGAAAUAAAAUCUAUAACCCCGUAUACCUGGACAUCUCUGCUUCUAUUCUGUAAGAAGAUAAACAGCAAGAGGGGAAAACACUCCAGCACGCGGACCGGUCGCCGCUCGCUCGCUCUAGAGAUUAAAAUCGAGAAGGGAAAGCAAAUAAGGGUAAAGAAGUAAUGGAGAGAACGGUUUUGCUUCGGUCAUUAUCGUGUUCUUCGGCCGCCUACAGCAGAUUCUUCUUUCGUUCGGGUCACAGGUUAACAAGGUGGUCGUCCUCCUCUACUUCCAUUUCUCGUAGGCAAAAACGUUUGUUUCCUUCCGCGAACGGCCGCUCUGCUCUUCGUCACCCUUGCAGGUUGAUUUCCAGCUCUCCCUCCUCCCUUCAUCUCAAUAGAUGCUUUUCCUCUCUUACCCCCAGAGCUAUCGCCACUUCUCCCCAAUACGCCUCUCCAGACAUUGGCGGGAGCCACGAUGAAGUCGCCGAGAAGCUUGGAUUCGAGAAGAUUUCCGAACAAGUGAUUCAAGAAUGUAAAUCAAAAGCUGUUCUCUAUAAGCAUAAGAAAACCGGAGCAGAAGUAAUGUCUGUAUCCAAUGAUGACGAGAAUAAGGUCUUUGGUAUUGUUUUCCGGACUCCACCGAAAGACUCAACUGGAAUUCCUCACAUAUUGGAGCACAGCGUAUUGUGUGGAUCAAGGAAGUACCCUUUGAAGGAACCAUUUGUUGAAUUGUUGAAAGGGAGCUUGCACACUUUUCUAAAUGCAUUCACUUACCCUGAUAGGACAUGCUAUCCUGUUGCCUCCACAAACACUAAGGAUUUCUACAAUCUGGUCGAUGUCUACCUGGAUGCUGUCUUCUUUCCUAAGUGCAUACAGGACCUCCAGACAUUUCAACAGGAGGGUUGGCAUUAUGAGCUUAACGAUCCUUCAGAGGAUAUGUCUUUUAAAGGGGUUGUUUUCAAUGAGAUGAAAGGGGUAUACUCUCAGCCUGAUAAUAUAUUAGGCCGAUUAGCUCAACAGGCACUUUUUCCAGACACUACUUAUGGUGUUGAUAGUGGGGGUGAUCCACAAGUUAUUCCUAAGCUCACAUUUGAGGAAUUCAAGGAUUUCCACCGUAAGUAUUACCAUCCCAGCAAUGCCAGGAUAUGGUUCUAUGGAGAUGAUGAUCCAAAUGAACGUCUACGCAUCCUUAGUGAAUACCUAGAUCUGUUUGAUGCAAACCCAGCCUCCCUUGAAUCAAAGGUUGAUGCACAAAAACUAUUCUCAGAACCAGUGAAGAUUGUAGAGAAAUAUCCUGCAGGUGAGGGUGGUGAUUUGAAGAAGAAACACAUGGUGUGCCUAAACUGGCUGCUAUCUGAUAAGCCUUUGGACUUGCAAACUGAACUUACUCUUGGGUUUCUGGAUCAUCUUAUGUUGGGAACUCCUGCUUCUCCUUUGAGAAGAAUCCUACUGGAAAGCAGAUUAGGAGAUGCUAUUGUUGGUGGCGGAGUUGAAGAUGAACUCCUCCAGCCUCAAUUUAGCAUUGGGUUGAAAGGUGUUUCUGAAGAUGAUGUUCAAAAGGUAGAAGAAUUGAUUAUGAGUACUCUAACAAAGUUGGCAGAGGAAGGAUUUGAUUCAGAAGCUGUAGAGGCAUCCAUGAAUACAAUUGAAUUCUCUUUGAGGGAGAAUAACACUGGGUCAUUCCCUCGAGGCUUGUCCUUGAUGCUUCGUUCCAUUGGAAAAUGGAUUUAUGAUAUGGAUCCGUUUGAACCUUUAAAGUAUGAGGAGCCCCUAAAAUCUUUAAAAGAUAGAAUAGCUAAGGAAGGAUCGAAAGCUGUUUUCUCUCCAUUAAUACAGAAAUAUAUCUUGAACAACCCUCACUGUGUUGCAAUUGAAAUGCAGCCUGAUCCAGAGAAGGCUUCACGUGAUGAGGCAGCUGAGAGAGAAAUCCUGGAGAAAGUCAAAGCAAAUAUGACAGAAGAAGAUCUUGCUGAACUUGCACGUGCUACACAAGAACUCCGACUGAAGCAGGAAACUCCAGACCCGCCAGAAGCUCUAAAAACUGUACCAAGCCUCUCUUUACAUGACAUUCCAAAGAAACCUAUACAUGUACCUACAGAGGAAGGGGAGAUAGACGGGGUAAAAGUUUUAAAGCAUGACCUUUUCACAAAUGAUGUCCUUUAUACAGAAAUUGUCUUCAAUAUGAAUUCACUGAAGCAAGACCUACUUCAGUUGGUACCACUAUUCUGUCAGUCAUUGCUGGAGAUGGGAACAAAAGACUUGGAUUUUGUCCAACUUAAUCAGUUAAUUGGAAGAAAGACUGGAGGAAUAUCAGUUUAUCCUUUCUCAUCGUCUUUACGGGGCAAGGAGGAUCCAUGUAGUCAUAUAAUUGUUCGAGGCAAAGCCAUGGCAGGGCGUGCUGAAGACCUAUUUAAUCUGUUUAAUUGCAUCCUUCAAGAUGUCCAGUUCACUGACCAACAACGUUUUAAGCAAUUUGUUUCGCAAAGCAAAUCAAGAAUGGAGAACCGACUAAGAGGCAGUGGUCAUGGAAUUGCUGCUGCAAGGAUGGAUGCCAAGUUAAACGUUGCAGGAUGGAUUGCUGAGCAAAUGGGUGGCAUCAGCUACUUGGAGUUUCUCCAAACUCUAGAAGAGAAAGUUGAUCAGGAUUGGGCUGAAAUCUCUUCUUCUCUUGAGGAGAUACGCAAAUCUUUACUUUCAAGGCAGAGUUGCUUGAUAAAUAUGACUGCAGAUGCAAAAAAUCUCACAAAUACGGAGAAAUUUGUAAGCAAAUUCCUUGAUCUGCUUCCAAACACCCCACCUGGUGAAAAACUUUCUUGGAAUGACCGGCUUUCUUUUGUAAAUGAAGCAGUUGUUAUUCCCACCCAGGUUAACUACGUUGGGAAAGCUGCUAAUAUAUAUGAUACAGGGUAUCAGCUCAAUGGAAGUGCUUAUGUCAUUUCCAAAUAUAUUAGUAAUACAUGGUUGUGGGACCGCGUACGAGUUAGUGGUGGUGCCUAUGGAGGUUUUUGUGAGUUUGAUACUCACUCAGGAGUAUUUACAUACUUGUCCUAUCGUGAUCCGAAUUUACUGAAGACUGUUGAGGUGUAUGAUGGAACUGCCAACUUCCUACGUGAAUUGGAGAUGGAUGAUGACGCCCUUACAAAGGCAAUUAUUGGAACCAUUGGAGAUGUGGAUUCCUACCAACUACCUGAUGCAAAAGGUUAUAGCAGUUUACUACGGUAUUUGCUGGGAGUCGCAGAAGAUGAAAGACAAAAAAGACGAGAAGAGAUCCUAUCAACCAGAUUGAAGGAUUUCAAGGAAUUCGCAGAUGCAAUAGAAGCGGUUAAAGACAAGGGUGUUGUGGUGGCUGUGGCGUCCCCGGAUGAUGUUGCUGCAGCUAACGAGGAACGUUCUAAUUUCUUUCAAGUAAAGAAAGUUCUGUAAACCCACAGCAGUCAUCUUCAUGGUUCACUCUACGCAUUCUUUUCUCAUGGUGUAAUGGUGCUAUUAUUGCCAUAGCCAUUGAAGACUGGUGUCCAUAAUGAAAUAUUUAAGAAAUAAUCUCUGCCGAUAUUUGGUGAUA